AAACUGCCUGGCCGUCUUCCUGAUGGAGUCUGUGUGGUGGGUCCAGGUCAGGUUCACUGAUGUGGACCCCGAGAAACUUGAAGCUGCUGACUCUCUGGGACUGUUUUCUGUGUAUUUUGUGUACGCUUCAACUUGGCUUUAAUUUUGAUGGUUGUUGCCGGAAGUUCUGCAUUUGACUCGGGAACGCGGCGCGCACCCACACAGACCCAAUGUGUGUAUUUGAAAUGAGGAGAGAGCUCAAACACAGUGUGGAUAUGAAAGCAUCGCUAACUUGGCGGGUCCUGGUGUGACGGGGUGUCCGGGUCCUGCGUUUCGUGCAGCGGACACACUAGAGUCGGGUCGGCGGAGGCAGUUGGAGUCAAUGAACGCGUUGUUUGGAGCCGUUGAACAAAGAGUGCUUGUUCCUCUGCCAUUGUUACCGAGCGGAGCUUCUCUCCCGGUGCUGGCUUCACUCUGUGAAACUAACACAAAUACUCCUGAGGGAGCGUGUUCGUUAAAAGCAGGUGAGGGGAGGCCUGUGUUCCAGUCAUGACCUCUGGGAAUGAGAACACCAUCAGCAGCCACCAUUAUGGAGAGAGCAAACCAGCCCAGGCCCUAGUCACGUCCCAGAUCCUCACGCAUCUGAUAGAAGGCUUUGUUAUCCAGGAGGGUGCUGAGCCUUUUCCUGUGGAACAUCCAUCUUUCUCUAUUGAAAGCCUAAGGAGAAACACAGCAGACUCAAAGAUGGACAAUCUCUCUCCAAAGGAGUUAAAGGCCCAGCAGGAGCCUAUGCUAACCUGUGAGCUGUGUGGCAGGGUGGAUUUUGCCUACAUUUUCAAAAGGUCUAAGAGGUUCUGCUCUACAGUGUGUGCCAAACGUUACAACGUGGGAUGUACAAAGAGAGUGGGUCUCUUCCCAAACCGCAAAACCACCCUGGGGAACAUGAAGAAACAAAGAGAAUCGAACGGACAACACAAAAUCUAUGGUUUAGAAUCUAAAAAGAAGAAGCCUGCUGCUGCUGCUGCUCUGUCCACUGGUCACUCUGUCCAGCCUGCCCCAGGAGAGUCCAGUCAAUGUUCAGACUUGUAUGGCUACAAAAAAACACCACCUCUCCUGUCAGCCACCAAGCGGGUGCCUGAGGUGCAAGGCUCUAAGCUGCCCCUGCUGCCACACAGCUUCCUGCCCUGUGAUCCCGGCCAGUGGAACAUUGAGGACGUCUACGACUUCAUCUCCUCUCGACCAGGUUGUCUGGAGAUUGCUGAGGAAUUCCGCUCUCAGGAGAUCGAUGGACAGGCACUACUGCUGCUGAAGGAGGAUCAUCUCAUGGCAACCAUGAACAUCAAACUGGGCCCUGCACUCAAGAUUUUUGCGGAGAUAAGCAUGCUCAAAGACUCAUAGCCCAGCCCACUCCACACACAUGUUGCAGCUCCAGACAAUGUGCUCAGGAUCCCACAAGUUGACUACCUGAGUUGAGUUCAGGUUCUGUGUCAGUUGUCUGUUGGGUUGUUUUGUCAAGGCCUGCUGAACACAAGGACACCAGAUUGAACGGUUGGACUGACCUUUUACACUGAAGUCUUCACCCUGGCACUCCAUCAAGUUCACUAAACUGUGACAAGAACAGGGUUUCAUUGAGUACGUGAUUCUUUUUUAUUAAGUAUUCCUGUGCCAUUUGUUCCUGCUGGAGACAUUUAAGGUUAGCAGUUGAUUUGUUUUGGUAUUUUCCGAAGAGGCAUGGCUGCAGUCUUGUUGUACUCUGGACAGUUCAUUCACUGAGUUGCUCAUAAAAAAGACUACAGGGAUACUAUUGAAAUUACAGACUCACUGAUUAAAGUAAUAAAUCUUGUUAGCUUCUUAAAGUUGGGGAAGAUGACAGGCAUGCAAGUGCAAGGUUAACAAAAACAUUUACAUUUUUUACUCUUUGUCCCAUCACACUUUCAUAUUGAACCAGAGUAUUUUAACACUUCUAAUUGUUUCAAAUUAUUUUGUAUUUGUGACCACUGCCACAAUUUAAUGUCAUAUAGUUCAAUUUUAUUUCAUGUAAAGCUAUGCGAAGAGCACUCCGUCAGCAUCUUCUUGUCUCAUACUCUCUUUCAACCAAAUUGACCCAGCUUUAUUGUCUGACAGGGUAAAAACAGCAUUAUUUAGUGAUAACGAACAGGAAAGUUCAUAGGAGAAGUCAGAUCUGAUCACAGUGGUCGCAGGAGACCUUUUUUAUGUCAAGUGUGAACUAAAGAACUUGGAGCUGUCCACUUGUGAUCGGAUCACUUGAGACUGAUGUAAGUGGGAACAGGGCCAAUGUUUUUAUUCAGCAAUAUUGUGGCAGUAUAUCUUUCCAGCCACCAGUGGCAGCACUGAGGUCAGUGGUGCUGAUCAGCUCCUCAGUCAGUGAGAGAAACCUGAAUCUCUAAGUCCUUAUUGAUUUUUCAUAGGGAAGAAGAUGUGAAAAGUAGUUGACAGAAUAAUAUCACUAGUUUUUAAACCACAUUCCAUGGUCUUCAGUGGACUUUUUUACUUAGUGUGUGGUUUUCUAUUUGAUUGUUUAAUGAGAUGCUCAGUGACUAAACUGUUCUAGUUCCAACAUAUAGCUGUGACAGUUCAAGCUAAAAUGUAUUAUGUAAGUCAAGACUGUGACUAACCCCAACAGCAGUUGGAAAAAAAGACAUCAAACAACUAAAACACUGAGUAAUGACCCUGCAGAUUGAGCCCCUUAGUGCUGUGUGUAAACUGACUUAACCACUAGGUACAGCUUUAUCUCUGCUUCCAGUCCUUGUGAUAAACUAGACUAACGAUGUCUGCACUGGGCACCCAGACAUGAAGCCUAUGAGAAUGCUGGUUAUCUCCUGCGAAUUCACCUCAGGAGUAUUUCCCUCAAUGCCAGCACAAUCAUAAAGUACCUUGAUUGGUCAGUUGCUCAGUUUAGUGUGGUCAAGAAGUAACUGAAGAAUCACUGGGCUGAACACCGAUCAUGAUUAUUUGAAUUCGGUUUUUGACAAACCAAUGUUUAGUUCAAACACGACUUAAAUAUUCCUCAUCUAACAGAAAAAUGAAUGUUUCUUAAUUGAGGAUGAUUUAUACUUCUGUUUCACUGUGCCUCCGUAAGGAGACAACAGACACAUAUGAAAAGAAAUGGGACCACAACUGUUUUCAUUAAACAUUUCAUUCAUAUCUUAAUAGCUAAGUUUUAUCCAAGGGAUCGGUUCAUUAAUUUUAGCCACGUGAAUAUUCAUGUAUGUUUUGAUGGCAUGUAUGUUUUGUUUGUAUCAGCCAUUUGAAUGCAGAUUACCUUUUGACUCUAAUAUGUCUCUGUGUCAGGGUGAACUUUGACAAACUUGAAUUUUCUUCUUCUUCCACAAUGAUCAGGUUGAGUCUAUGCACACGGAAGCAGGCUGCCAUAAGUGCCUGUGAUGACAUGUUGACGCAGAAGUAUAAUUCAGUCUUGAAAAAUGAGACCACUGUGGAUAGUUUGGAGUUAACUUUUAUAAAACGUUUACCAAAGUCAAGUGAAUGUUACUCCUGAAUUGGUGUCUUGAACAAAAGUGUUAAGGUGAGGUAGCCAUUUGUCAGCAAUGUUGGACAGGGUUCUUACCACAGAAGACAGAAAAUGCUAGAAAAGUUGUUUUCUGAAGUUUGUCAUUUUUCAUUUAAAUCUGCAUCGAAUUCAUCAGGAUCAUAAGAACAGAGACACAUUUCAU
Molecule: messenger RNA, 3671 nt
Organism: Platichthys flesus (European flounder)
Lineage: Eukaryota; Metazoa; Chordata; Actinopteri; Pleuronectiformes; Pleuronectidae
Gene: phc2a
Product: polyhomeotic homolog 2a (Drosophila)
Exons: 7
Coding region: 529-1377 (282 amino acids)
Cellular component (GO): PRC1 complex; nucleus
Molecular function (GO): protein binding; zinc ion binding
Source: RefSeq, a predicted model, not a curated record